AUGAUUACUGAGAAGCAAAAGGCCUCCCACGAGGAGGUCCGCCACCUUGACGAGAAGGCUGGAGAGGUCCUACUGACCGAGAUUGAUCCCGACAAGGAAAAGAAGCUUCUAAGCAUCAACAUUGGCAAUGCUCGAAUUCAAGGACUCGAAAAGGACCUUGGCAUGGUAGGAAGCGACUACAACAUUGCCCUGUUCACCUUCUUCAUAACAUACAUUCUCUUCGAGGUUCCCUCAAACAUGUUCCUCAAGCGGGCUAGGCCUUCCGUGAUCCUCAGUUUCAUCGUUGUAGGGUGUGGUAUUGUCACAGUCGGCCAAGGUGUCACCCAGUCCUUUGGUGGCCUCGUCGUAUGCCGGGUCCUCAUUGGUCUUCUUGAGGCGGGAUUCGUCCCAGGUUGUGUGUACUUGAUCUCGAUGUACUAUAAGCGCCACGAGCUUCAAUGGCGUAUCAAUCUGUUUUACGCGGCAUCCAUCCUCGCGGGCGCCUUCUCAGGUCUCUUAGCCUACGCCAUCGCUCACAUGUCGGGGGUUGCGGGCUAUGGCGGGUGGAGAUGGAUCUUUAUAAUCGAGGGAAUUGCCACUUUCCUCAUCGGUGUUUUCGCGUACUUUGUGACGCCUGACUGGCCCCAAACUGCUAAGUUCCUGACCGAGGAAGAGCGGGCAAUGGUCAUGGCUCGGCUGGCCCAGGACACUCCGGACGCGAGCAUGAACCACUGGAACAAGUCCACCGCGAAACGGGUUUUGGGCGAUUUGAAGAUCUGGCUUGGUGCCCUCAUGUACCUUGGAAUCGUCACCACGACGUACAGCACCUCCUUUUUUAUCCCAAAUAUCCUCAGCCAGCUCGGCUGGACAUCUCUCCGCGCCCAGUACAUGUCCAUCCCCGUCUACAUCGCAGCCACCGCCAUCACUCUCACCGUGGCGAUAUUCUCGGAUCGCCUCAAACACCGGUUCGGUUUUAUCCUCCUCGGCUGCCUCAUCACGACAAUCGGCUAUGGCAUCUUGCUCGCGACGCCGUACGUCCCCGUCGAGGCACGCUAUUUCGCCUUGUACCUCAUCACGUGCGGAUGUUGGCUGACACAGCCCGUCACCGUGGUCUGGCUCAAUAACAACCUUGGCGGCCACUACAAGCGAGGUGUCGGUGCUGCCAUCCAGCUUUCGAUUGGCAACUGCUCUGGCAUCGUCGCUUCCAACAUCUUUCUUCCGGCCCAGGCACCGAGGUAUAUUCUUGGAUACGGGCUGGGGCUCGGAUUCGUGUGGCUCUGCGUCCUGGUUGCCUGUGUAUUUAACUUCUGGAUUAGGAGGGAGAAUAAGAUCCGCGACGCUGGGGGGCGUGACGACAGGCUCGAUCUGCCGGAGGAGGAGCGGAACAAUCUUGGCGACGACCAUCCGAGCUUUCGAUUUACCGGUUAG
Messenger RNA from Clonostachys rhizophaga, 1407 nucleotides. NCBI's taxonomy places the organism in Eukaryota, Fungi, Ascomycota, Sordariomycetes, Hypocreales, Bionectriaceae. The record is from the annotation of a GenBank genome assembly.